AUACGGUCCGCUUAGAAACUUGUUUGCGAAUGCGUGCAAUAAAACCGAAAUUCAUAAUCCUAAACUGGUUUGGCUACAACGCAAACCGCCACGUUCCCGAAUCUUAGUGCCAUAAACAGAAAGAGGGAGAAUGGGACUGGAAGCCAACCACACACCGCAAGAUGAUCGCCGAAAGUGUCAGCAGGAUAGGAUCGUUCCGUCGCCUCCAACCAUUAUCGAGUGGCAUGCUGAGCUGCAAAGAUCGAAGCGACUUGAAAGCAAAAGGCUUACAGCUCACGCCGGACAUUGUUGUAGCGCCCAUCGGCAGCAGCAAGGCAAAAAGCGUCGAAAGGCAGCUAAAGCGCGGAAGGCAAAGAUAGUGCUUAAGGGUGAAAAGUUUGAAGAUCCUGAUCCGUACCAGUCGGCCGUCCGGAAGACCAACUAUGGCAAGCAGCGUAAGGAGAAGCUGAAGUUUGUCGGUGAAAAAUUCGUAGAUCCCGAUCCACAAGGAUUGGCCAUACGCAAGGCAAGCUGUACCAGUGCGACCAGUGGGACGACGAGUGACCGUGAAGUGUUCCAACAGUAUCGUACGCAACGGGCUGAAACCCAUCCUGCCACAGUGUACUUAGGUUACACCAAAGAGGCCAGCUACAUAACCGAAAUGCCCGAAACGGAGUGUAUGGAGCUGGACCAGGAAUAUACCAAGAACGACUGGCGGAGAGAUGGCCGAGCCGCGCUUUCACAAACCUUGGCAGUUGGAGUGAAGAAUGUACUGCUUCUUGGGUAUGGUAUGACGCUCGGGUUUCCCACUAUUGUUAUUCCGGCUAUUCAGGGUGGUGAUGGCCGAGAGCCGGCUCUUGAAGCGGACAUUACCCUGAGCAGAGACCAAAUAUCAUGGUUAAGUUCCAUCAACUUAAUCUGUGUGCCAUUGGGCAGCAUUUUCUCGGGUGCGCUUGCACAACCGAUUGGCCGGCGGAGAGCAAUGCAGUUGAUCAACAUUCCAAUUUUUAUCGCCUGGAUGCUGUUUCACUUUGCAAGCGAUGUGUCCUUCCUUUAUUGCGGUCUCGCACUAGCUGGGAUCAGUGGUGGACUCGGCGAGGCACCGGUUCUUACAUAUGUCGCCGAGAUUACGCAGCCACGAUAUCGUGGCAUUCUGGCUGCUACUGGUUCGACAUGCGUCAUCCUGGGAGUACUGCUGGAAUUCCUUAUGGGCAGUUUCAUGAAAUGGCGAACGGUCGCUUUCGUCAGUUCCGUGGUUCCCAUUCUUGCAGCUAUUCUGUUGUUCUUCAUUCCCGAGAGCCCAGCUUGGUUAGCGAGCAAGGGACGUUUGGAGGAAUCCCAAAGUGCUCUAGCUUGGCUGCGAGGCUGGACCACUCCGGAACAGGUUCACGAUGAGUUCAAAGAGCUUGAGCAGCAAAUGGCGAAAGACGCGGAAUUGCAGAAGGAUUUUACCCUCGUCGAUAAGGCGCGGCUCUACACCCGGCGUGCAUUUCUGCAGCCUUUCGGCAUCAUUCUGCUCUGUUUCUUCAUCGGCCACUUUUCGGGCAUGACCACGCUGCAAACGUAUGCUGUGCAGAUCUUUCACACUUUGAAAGCACCGAUCAACAAAUACUAUGCGACCUGUCUGCUGGGGUUAACGGAGCUUAUCGGAACGCUGUUCUGUGUGUUGCUUGUGCACUUUACCGGCAAACGGCCGUUGGUGUUCAUUUCGACCAUCGGUUGUGCCUUAUGCUUCUUUUUUGCGGCCAGCUAUGCCUACUUCCUGAACGAUAUUCCGGGUAGCUCGGUCCACAAUGUGGUGGCCAACGUGUCCUCCAUCAAGGCCGACAUAACUGUGAUACCGCUGCAGUCACGUGAAGUCAUUGCGGAGCUGACCAACAGUUCGGUGAUUCCCCUCCUCAAGGCAACGCGGAUGAUGAAGACCCAAAUGAAUGAAACCGUCGAGAAAUCGCACAUUGGCCUCUCUAACGCCAGCUCGAUCGAUGGUAUCGUGUACUCGGCCCAAAGCUUCAACAAUUACUAUCUCAACGAUAGUCUUAAUGAACCGAUCAACUUGACGAUCACGUAUGGUGAGUACAUUAAAUCGGCCAUCCCAAAGGAGAUCUUUGUGCCAUUGCCGCACGUGAACCAGAACAAAUUCGCCUGGGUACCGCUGACGCUGCUGCUUGGUAGUGCUUUCCUAACGCAUAUCGGCAUUCGCUUAGUACCGUGGAUCCUGAUCGGUGAGCUGUUUGCUCCGAAUGUGCGUAGCGGUGGCUCCGGACUGGCCGGCGGAAUUGCUUACAUUUUCGGAUUUAUUGCAAACAAAACGUUCCUGACGAUGCUGGCCACCUUCACGCUGCCCGGGACAUUCUGGAUUUACUCGCUGAUCACGAUCGUCGGUGCAAUGAUUCUCUACAAGGUGCUUCCGGAAACGGAAGGCAAGUCUCUGCAGGAAAUUGAAACAUAUUUCCUUCCUUCGGGUAAAAGCAUGGACACGAAAACCAGUGCCCUACCACUACCCGGUCCAAAGCUGUCCACUAGCAACGGAGUGCAACUGCAACCUGCUCCGCCACCGAUUCCACCGAAGCCAUACCCCUUGAAGGACGACAUCGAUCGAGCACGCAGGGUAUCACUAGUACCGCGCCAAAUGUCGCAAACCUCGCGCAACACAACCGUUUCCGAUUUUUCUAUUGCAUCGCAAAAUUCUCAGCACUCCUCAUCACAGCAUCCAUCCGAGUUAAGCCGAAGCUCUUCGCACAACUCGUACAACUUGGAAGAUGCUGAUGAUCAUUUCCAUGCGCAAGUUUUUCGGAAAAUUUCUGAAACCAACACAAUUGAGCCGGUUGCCACCUCCAUCAACGUAAUGCAUUCGCCCGAGCCUAUCCAACGGCCGGCAUCUGCUCAUAAAACAUCGUCAUUGGACAGAUCGGGUAAGUCUGGAUUCCCGGCGACUCCAGCUGAUUCGAAACCGGUUUUUAAGCAUAGCAUUGAGCAGCAGUUAUCGCACAAAACCCAACAAAUGACGCGCCCGGUUCGAGCACGUGCCAAACGUCCUCCACCAUCCCACGCGAUUGAUUUACAUUCCUGGGAAGGUAGCAAAAAGUUUGAGGAAUUCCUGCAACGUCAUCAGGACGUGGGUGUGUCGGAGAAGCCGAAAAAGGUGCGCGACCCAAUUCGGCACGUUACCAGUGCACAUGAGCUGAAAGCAUUUGAUGGAAGCAAACGCAAGGGCAGUAUUCCUGGUGGAAACAUGCUACAAGAUCGAAAGAUGUUCAACAGCUCAACGAAGCUGACCCCGACAAUCGUAGUAAAUGAUGUCGAUGAUGAUCGAGAUACCGAAGGGGUUACUAAUGCCGCAUUUCAUCUUAGUUCCAGCGAUGAAUCCACAGAUAUGUGAGAUCCUUCGGCCAUCGUGCAUCACAUUUUUAUUGCGAUUCCGUUUUGAUCCCACAACGCGCCCAAUAUGACGGAAAGCGUAACUUAAUGAAAGGCACACUUUUGAGCUUAA
Messenger RNA from Anopheles darlingi, 3469 nucleotides. RefSeq lists its product as uncharacterized. NCBI's taxonomy places the organism in Eukaryota, Metazoa, Arthropoda, Insecta, Diptera, Culicidae. The record is from RefSeq and is a predicted model, not a curated record. The transcript is spliced from 5 exons. Bases 131 to 3358 code for a protein of 1075 amino acids. Gene Ontology annotation, cellular component: membrane. Gene Ontology annotation, molecular function: transmembrane transporter activity. Gene Ontology annotation, biological process: transmembrane transport.